Messenger RNA from Aureococcus anophagefferens, 1109 nucleotides. RefSeq lists its product as hypothetical. The transcript is spliced from 3 exons. The annotation marks the transcript as partial. The record is from RefSeq and is a predicted model, not a curated record. NCBI's taxonomy places the organism in Eukaryota, Pelagophyceae, Pelagomonadales, Pelagomonadaceae.
AUGGCGACGCGCGGUGGAAAAUCCCAGAGUGCUGGCGAGACGAAAACCGCGAAUCGUCCAGAAAAAUGUUCGCAAUUAAUUCAAAGACCCGGCCCAUUCCCCAUUCGAACAAGCGCGUCGGUUUCUGAGGGGUGGGAACAACGAAAGUCAAGUUCGUAUCGGAAGGGGACAGAUAUCGAUCCCGAUAAAAAAAUUCGUGCGGAAGCAGUAAGCCAUAAAUGGCCGCCUAAAAGCCCCCCUCUAUUCCUGUUCUUCGAGAAACAUGGCCAUUUCAAAUACAUGAAUUCCAUAUCGCAAAAUUCUGGAUACAAGAACAUUAGAGACGGCAUGUAUCAUCAAACAUACAUCUACACGUGGGGGAACGCAAAAUCUCGACCAUUUUCUACCCUUGAUGAAGGACUCACCAUGAGACCGUACUCGAGUUAUGGGAGAGCAGAAGGUGCCGAUCCGUAUGGCAUUUUCUGCCCCCCAAGGAAGCUGCCAAACAUGCGUGGCCAUGUCGUUUUUAUUUCGAGUGAAACUUCUGGCAAUGUCUUUCCAAAUGCAGCACUUAGGACACGACGCAAGCAUGGGCGAGACAUGUUCGUAGACGGCGGCAGCAGCGACGAAGACGGCGCGUCCGAGGGCAGCGAAGGCUCCGCUGCUGCGGCGGUCGACGAUUGGUUCGAUGGUUCGAGCGAAAGCGACGGCGAUAGCAGCGCCAGUGAACGCGGGAGCGAGAGCGACAGGUCCGCGGGCGUGAACGACGACGACGAAGACAGCGCAAGCCAAAGUAGCUCAUCUUCAGGGCAGCCCGCAGCCGCGCUGAAGGAAGAAUCGAUUGCCUGGGCAGUCGCGCUAGCCAGCGAACUUCCUGGGCAGCAGCACGGAUCGGCGAAGCGCCGCUGCCUCGUUCCCCGGAACCUGUCUAAAGGGUUCUGGGACGUGAUCGACGUGCUGGAUGCAGGAGGCUCUGAUGAGCUUAACAAACAACUUAAAGAGCUGUACGCGCGCGGCAAAAAGCUGCAAGGCCAAGCGUGGGACAGCAACGAUGCCGACGAUCGGAUGGCACAUGAGGUCUACGCACACGUAAAAGAGGCAAACUUAAACAUGCCUGUCCUGGAAUGGAA